AUGAUGCCGUUCAUCGAGCCCCUUCGCCUCUCGCGAACAAUCACCCGAGCAGUCCUAUCCGAAGAACAAGCAGAAGGCCAAGGCACCCGCGUCCGUCGCUCCAUCGGCCGCCCCGAACUCCAGAACUGCGACCCAUUCCUCAUGCUCGACGAAUUCUUGGUCGACAAGAACGGCGGCUUCCCCGAUCAUCCUCAUCGUGGGUUCGAGACGGUUACCUGCAUGCUGCAGGGACAGUUCCGACAUGAAGAUUUUGCAGGAUACAGUGGGGUUAUUGGACUGGGAGACGUGUAUACCCGGACACCGACAAUGUUUCUGGACAUCACGAUGGAACCCCACAAGGUUGUCGAGCAGAAUCUGCUAUUUUCUUACACUGGGUUCAUCUGCAUGCUCUCUGGCAAGACUUUCCUCGGCGAGGAGGAGGAGCAGUUCGUGGGCGAGGCACAUAACACGUUGACAUUCUCUGGCAGCGAUGGUGUCAAGGACACGGUGCUGAUCGAGACCAAGGAGGACGCGCACUCUUUUUAA
Linnemannia hyalina is the source of this 525-nucleotide messenger RNA. NCBI's taxonomy places the organism in Eukaryota, Fungi, Mortierellomycota, Mortierellomycetes, Mortierellales, Mortierellaceae. The record is from the annotation of a GenBank genome assembly.